This is a messenger RNA of Mytilus californianus (California mussel), 1661 nucleotides long. RefSeq lists its product as uncharacterized. The transcript has 4 exons. NCBI's taxonomy places the organism in Eukaryota, Metazoa, Mollusca, Bivalvia, Mytilida, Mytilidae. The coding region runs from base 10 to 1374 and encodes 454 amino acids. The record is from RefSeq and is a predicted model, not a curated record.
UCCCCUAACAUGAAGAUGAUAACAUCACUAGGUCGUAGGAAAUGUUGCUUUGCCGUAAUUACACAGUCAUUUCGAUCUGCUCAAACUUUAAUGCAAACAAAUAACAAGAACUUUUUACAGGCAAUUUCUAAUGAAGACGAUAUUUCCAAUGUCAUACGCAGGUCUCUUGAAAAUUAUACUGAUAUUACCCUUGAACCAUAUCAGAUUAUUAAAUUCUCUCUGGGAAAAAGCUUCACUAACGCUGGUGUAGACAUUCGGCAAAUAGUAAAAGAUUCGAGAGGAAAAAUUAUUGAUCAUUUUGCUUCAAGUGAAGAUGACAAAAACAUUUACACUAAUCAAAUUAAAUUUGAAUCUGUUUUCAAGGAAGGUUUCAAUGCCCUUUAUAAUACAGCAGAUGGUAAAUUAAGUAAAUGUUCAAAACUAAACUUUGCAACUCAAGCUUUCAGGACAGGAUUUUUAGAAAACCAAGAUUUUCAUGAAAGAUGCUUAGAGAAGAUGUUUUAUACUGAUGAGGAAAGUGAAUUAUUCAGGACAGUGCUUCUAGCUAACCAUCUGUUUGGAAGACUUGCAGCAAACUUUGGUCAGAAUUAUUUUGUGUCACAAGAUCACAGGUCACAUGACACAUAUAAUAAAUGUCCUUGUGAUGAGUGUGGAGAGAAAAUACCAUACAACAUUUCUGGUAUAGGAAGUGAAUUUCUGUGGUAUGGAUAUCCAGAUAUUAUUGUGAAUUCUAUUGGAGGAAGUACUAUGAUUGCAAGGCCUGAAGAAAAAGAUAGAGAUGAACAAAUAGCUGAAGGUGAUAUUUAUUUUCAGGCAGAUUUUGAAGAAAGACAGUUACUGGAAAGUGAAGAAAAUAUUGCACUUCUAAGAUAUAACAGGAAUAUUUCAAAGUUUGUCGCUCAAGCUGUCACAUUUUCUUUUUACCAAAAGUAUUAUCAGUUAAAACUGAACAAGAACAAAAUCAAUGUUGUUCCUGUAACUCUUGUUCCGACAUUAGCUGUUACUGGAACUCAUUUUGACAUUUAUUUAUAUGACCAUGAACAUGAUAUUCUUUUGCGUAAUAAAGGACCACCAAUACCGUUAUGGAGAAAUGAAUAUCCCGAGGCGGAAUUAGAAAUGUCAUCGGUACUUAAAAUUUGGAUGAUUCUCAAUCAUUUAACACUCCAACCAAGUCUUGAAGAAAAUAUAAUUCAAGAACUUAAAGGCUCAUGUCAAUUUUUACAUGCGUUAUCAUCAGGACAAAAGAAUAUGAUAGGACAGACUAUCAGUAUGAGGAAUAGGUUUUAUCCUAGACGGUAUACAGAAAUCGAUGCUCUUCCAUUGCAAAGACGGGAGAAGAUCCUGAACCCUCCAAAGAAAAAGGAUUCAAUAUGAGAAAUAUGUGGUUUAACUGCAGCCAACCACCAGUUAGGACAUGAUCUAUACAAGUCAUCCAAGAUAUGAUUAACAACUAGUUUUUCGGAGAAAAAAAACAGAGAUUUUUCUUCUGGAUAUUAUGAAAUAUAACACAUCCAGUAUUAAUCUAUUUCUAGAAUUGACACUUGACAAAGUACAUAUUAUUUGUUAAUCUCCUGUGAUUGUUGAGUUUCAAAUCAUCACUGGAGAAAAGCUGAGAAAAAAAUCAACAUAUUACUGAAUUAAACAAAAAAUAUAAUAAGCAA